Messenger RNA from Lachancea sp. 'fantastica', 1686 nucleotides. The record is from the annotation of a GenBank genome assembly. NCBI's taxonomy places the organism in Eukaryota, Fungi, Ascomycota, Saccharomycetes, Saccharomycetales, Saccharomycetaceae.
AUGACUACCGUUAAACGAGUUUUGGACUCCCCGGUGCCCCCGGAAGACCCUGUGAAACGUAGAGGCUCUAAGCCAGGUCGCAAACCACUCGAUACAGAGGCCAAAAACAAGCGCACAGCCCAAAACCGGGCUGCUCAACGAGCGUUCCGCGAACGUAAAGAGCAGAAAAUGCGUGAGCUGGAGGACAAGGUGCUGCGGCUUGAACGUGUGCAGCAGCAAAGCGAAAUGGAAUCCGAUUUUUUGCGUGGCCAGCUACAGCAGCUCGUCACGGAACUCCAGCAGUAUCGGCCCCAACAGGCUUCGGACUCGCAUGUGCUCCAGUAUCUUGCCAAGUCCGAGCAGCUGCAAAAACGGCACGAACACCUUCGUGGCCGUUCUCACAGUGGCAGCGUCAGUCGCAGUCGCAGCAGAAGCCGCUCUGAUGGUAGAAAUACUAGUAAUACCACGCCUACGGAUGCUAGCGAAAAUUCGAGUCCGGCGGUCGAUGACACCAAGAUCAAUGAAAACAUGAAACGGAAAAUGAGCUUUACUUUUGAAUACCCCAGAGUUUCCGACGCAUCGCCGGUUGAAAGCGCUUCAACAGCGGCAUCUUCUGGUUUGCCUCCAAACAAGUCCUUGCCAUUUUUGGCUCCAACUCCCAGCAGCUCCUCCGGAUCGUUGGAUCUCUUUAGCUACAACAACACCAGUGACAAUCAAAGUUUACCAAAGUUCACACCUUCCACUAAUUCGAACAGUCUGAGUAAUGAUUUCGACUUCAACUCUCACUUUGAUGAGCAGGUGUCGGACUUCUGCUCUCAACUCAAUGAAGCAUGUGGAACUCGUGAGUGUCCGAUGCCUAAGAAAAACAGCCCUUCUUCGCAAUCGUCGCCAAUCAUACAGCGGUUGCAACAAUCCCGAAUGCCGUCCGUUUCUUCGCGUUCCGGUUCUUCUGUGAAAUCUCCUAACACAACACAACAGCUGCCGCAGGCGGCACAGCGACAGCAUGUUAAACAAGAACCGGAACAAUUGACACUUACAAAUUCCUGGGAUUCUCCCCAAUUUGGGCAAAGCGCUUUCAAUUUGGAAGCCGAAGACCCCAUCAACAAAUGGAUGUUUGGAGGUGCAGAUUUCUCGAAGAUCAGUGGCGUAGUAAAGGAACCGUCGUUUAGUGCGGAAUCUUUACCUUUUAUCGACACUUCUCUUGCUUUCCCCUCCGACCAACAAGAUCAUUUGUUCAACCACAAUUCUGAUGACGUUCUGACGCAGUUCUUCGAAGAAGAUCCUACAGUGAAUCAAUUAACCACCGAGGAAAGUAGUUAUGAUCCUUUCAGACCAAACUUAGAAUCGAUAGCCGGGAAGGCUGCUUCGAGCUCAGACAUUGCAGGCUCAACUCAUUCAGCCUCUGAGUCAAGUGUAUCUACUGCGAUCACUGUGCCCGAUCAACAACUCAUAGAGAAGGCUUCUGCUUCCUCUUCAGCGUCAAUUGAUGGAGGAGCGGAUUUAGUCGAAGACGUUGUUCCUUCGCGCGAUGGGGAGAUGCUCAAAUGCUCUGAAGUUUGGGACCGUGUUACUGCACAUCCUAAAUACUCGGAUCUCGACAUUGACAGUUUGUGCUUCGAGCUGAGAACGAAGGCUAAGUGCUCUGAAAGGGGAGUUGUGGUCAAUACAGAUGAUGUCCAGAAGGCACUGUCAAGACACAUGACUUGA